AUGUCCUUGGAGGAGUUCUUGGACGAUAGUUCAUUGAAUGAUUCAGUGUGGAAUGAGAAUGAGAUAGAUUUGAACGCAAUCAGUACUACUUUAAGCAACACGACGUCGCUUGAUCUGUUGAAAUCGGCGUCUAUUGUAGGUCAUGGAGGACAGGGAGGUGGUGAUCAUGGCGGUGGUGGUUAUUCUAAUGGUAAUAAUUUCCAUGGUUCAAACAAGCAAUAUGAUGCGCCUUAUAUUAUUAAGUUUUCUAAUUUGCCAAGUAAGUUUUCCAACUUUGAGAUCGAAGAUUUGUUUCGUACCAAGUUUACGCGUUUCAUGAAAUUCAAGAUGUUCUGGGAGUUGAAUAAAAACCCCUCUUUGGAUAGUACAUCUGUGUUUGACAAGAAUUUUACCAAGGCCUCGAAGGUAUCCUUUGUACAGGUUUACUCGUUUAGAGAUAUGGAUAAGAUUAUGUCUCAAUGGCGAGAACCGUUGAUGGAUAUUCAUGCAAUUAAGGUGGAGCCAGCGGAGUUUUCUGAUUUUCAAAAUUACGUUAACAAGCAUACCCUCUUGACACCUACUUGUGCUGAUCCUGCUAAGCCUUACCAUGGUGCUGGGGCGGCGAAACUAGAUGCGCCGAAAACUGUAACUACGCAGCAGACGAAGCCAAAGUCGAAUCCAUUUGGUGAUGCAAAGCCUGUAGAUACGCAGGCAAAGAUAUUGCAAAUAGAAGAAACGGUUCAGAAGUUUCAUAUUGAAGAUACUACCAUCUUGAGGAAGAUUUCUUUUGGCGAGGGGACACCUGCUGAUAUAAAGAAAGUCACUUUGUUGAAGAGAGAUCAUCAAAACUCAAAGGACGACUUACAUGCCAUCGAAGAUGAUCUUGAAGAAGAACAAGUAGGUGUAGAGAAAAAUGACGUUCAGACAAAGGAAACGAAAACAGCAACUAUUAAGCCAAGGUUGACAUACUCGGAAGUUUUGCAAAAAGCUGCUAAGGAAAGGGAUGACGCAGCAGCAGCAACAGCAGCAGCUAAUGCCUCCUUGAAGCAAAUUCCUUACUCUUCUUCAGAUGCAGUGUCAACAGAGGCUUCUUCCAACUUGCCACCAAAGCAUACUAUCAGUAACAAUGAAUCAGGAAGGGAAUACUGUAACGAUUCCAAGGAUGAAAAUGAUCCUCUUUCAUCAAAAUUUGUAUUCAAGGAUGGAGCUGAAAGUCAAAACAGAUCUGGCCAUUACCGCGGAGGUCAUCGAGGCACCUUCCGUGGUAGAGGCAAUUCAAUUCGGAGAGGCCCUUCUCGUGGUAGCUACAGAGGGAAUUUUGAACCAAGAGGCGGUAGCCACAAUUCCCGUUUUAGAGAGAAUUCUAACUUCGAAGGCAAUGGCAAUGAUAGCGGCUCUAAGACCUUUGAGCGUAAUAAUGGCGAUAGCGACAGGACUAAUGGCGCUGCUAGAAAUUAUGCGACUGCCGGAGGCCAUCGUCAUGGCAAUGAUGGGGGCCAUAGGGGCCCGAACACGUAUUCACUGUUCCGUCCAGCUGCUGGAUUCUUGUUGGGCGACAGCGGAAGUGGCAGUAAUAACAAUAAUAGAGACAGCAGUAGGGGAGGCCGUGGAGGACGUGGUCGCGGCCGUGGAGGACGUGGCGGUGCACAUUGA
Molecule: messenger RNA, 1632 nt
Organism: Eremothecium cymbalariae DBVPG#7215
Lineage: Eukaryota; Fungi; Ascomycota; Saccharomycetes; Saccharomycetales; Saccharomycetaceae
Gene: PSP2
Product: Psp2p
Exons: 1
Coding region: 1-1632 (543 amino acids)
Source: RefSeq, a predicted model, not a curated record